CCGCUUUAGACGUCCCCCUUUUAGGAAGUUUGUGUUCAGUCACGUGAUUCGCGGCCGGAAUUAUGAAUUUGGCUAAAAUUAAGGGAUCCGCCCUUGUAAACUAUUAUGAACAAAUAAUAAUUUACGGUCAUUAAUUAACGAAACUGCGCCACAAUAAGUAGAUUCGAUUUUUAUUCGAGAUUCGAUUUAAAAUCGAUUCUUAUCGAUUUUCGAUAGUUUCGAUUUUAAUCGAAUCUUUUCCGAUCCCUAAUCUAUAUUCCGUGUGGGGUCAUUUGCACGAAUGAAUUUUUGCCCAUUCUUAAUAAUGAAUGUACUAUUCCUUCUCCUUUUGUUAUGUCUAAUCAUCGACGUGCAUGCGUCACUCAUCAAAAAAAAAUUUUUCAUCAAUUACAUCUAAAAUCUCUUUCUCUUAAAAAUAACAAUAAUAAUAUAUCCCCUACAAACAACAAAAUCACACACGCAAAUAAUCUUUUCUCCGCUUGGAAUACUCUUCAAGAAAAACGUGUUUAUUCUAAACGUUUAGGGAUUGAAUACACGUUUAAAUAUCAAGCGAACGGAUCAAAAAAUGUGCUUUUGCACGGUAAUCAUUUUAUGUAUAGAAAAAGAUUAGAUAACUUUAAACACAAUUACAGUCACAAUCCACGUAUGAGAAAAAGACAAGAAACGCGUUUUAAACGUCAUUGUCGAAGAAUUUUCAGAACCAACAAAUCUAACCCUAUUACUUCUCUAGAUGAUCGAUUGGUAGCUGGGAAACGUUAUCAUUUUCUCUUUUUACAAUCACAAUUUGUCAACAAACCUAUCAAACACCUCAAAUACAACAAAAAAUCAUAUUUGCCGAAUCCUCAAGAUUACAAAUUUCGUGUUCCAUUUUUUUCGUUUAGUUCAUCAACUCGUGGUCGUAUUAUUUGCAACGUGGUUGAGAAUACUUCCACUAUUGAUGAUUCAGCUACCGGAUCUUUAUCAACAGUACCAGAGACAGAUACUAAUUUAGAAUCUUCAGCAACUUCAUCAUUCCUUACAGUCAAUAAUUUUGAUCCUUUACCUUCAACUGUUACAAUUCCGUACGUUUGAUUAUUAGUAAAUAGCGGUGCGUAUAUAUUCCUAUAACUAUAACCUUGUUAUCUCUCGUAUUACUUAUUGGAAAAGCGAUCCCAAUUUUUUUUUCAAAGGUGAAAUUGUCAAUUAAAGAACGAAGUAAAAGUGUUUGUAAAUGAUGAAAUAUUUUAACGUUUCACUAAAAGAAAAGAAACGUGAUAUUAAAAACGUUUUAUUAAAAGAAAUAAAUUAUUUCCGAUUUCUAUCAAAUCCAUGCAUCCAGGCCG
This is a messenger RNA of Rhizophagus irregularis DAOM 181602=DAOM 197198, 1322 nucleotides long. NCBI's taxonomy places the organism in Eukaryota, Fungi, Glomeromycota, Glomeromycetes, Glomerales, Glomeraceae. The record is from RefSeq and is a predicted model, not a curated record.